AUGGAAGGCUUCGUGGAGUUCAAAGUCGACGGCAUUGACAUGCCUUGCAAGACGUGGUACAAGGUCUUCGGCGACCUCAAGUCCCGCCGCCCGCUCGUCGCCCUCCACGGCGGCCCGGGCAUCCCGCACAACUAUCUCCUUUCCCUCGCGGACCUCGCCGAUACGCAUUCCAUCCCUGUCGUCCUCUAUGAUCAGCUCGGAAAUGGCAACUCUACCCAUCUCCCGGACAAGAACGGCGAUACCGCUUUCUGGACCGAGGCGCUGUUCAUCGCCGAGCUGGAAAACCUCCUGAAGCACCUCGGCAUCCAAAACGACUUCGACUUGCUCGGCCAGUCGUGGGGCGGCAUGAUGGGCGCGCGGUUCGCCGCUGCGCGUCCCUCGGGGCUGAAGAACCUCAUAUUGUCGAACUCGCUUACGAGCAUGAAGCUUUGGGUCGAGGCCGCGAACAAGCUGCGUGCCCAGCUGCCGCAGGACAUCCAGGACACACUGGAUAAGCACGAAGCGGACGGAACCACCGAUUCGGCGGAAUACCAGAAUGCGGUGCAGGUCUUCUACUCUCGGCACGUGUGCCGGCUGGACCCCAUGCCCCAGGACGUACAGGCCUCUUUCAAAUGGCUCGAGAAAGACCCCACUGUCUACUACACCAUGUUCGGUCCAUCCGAGUUCCAUGUUACAGGGCCGCUCAAGGACUGGACGAUCAUCGACGACAUCCACCUCAUCAACGUCCCUACGCUCUUGCUGAACGGGCACUACGACGAGGCGCAGGAUAGCGUGCAAAUCGACUUCUUCCGAGACAUCCAGAAAGUCAAGUGGUUCACAUUCGCGGAGUCUAGCCACAUGCCGAUGUGGGAGGAGCGGGAGAAGUACAUGCGCGUCGUGGGAGACUUUUUGACCGAAGGUUGA
Messenger RNA from Trametes versicolor FP-101664 SS1, 903 nucleotides. Its product is annotated as proline-specific peptidase. The record is from RefSeq and is a predicted model, not a curated record. The transcript is spliced from 3 exons. The coding region runs from base 1 to 903 and encodes 300 amino acids. Gene Ontology annotation, biological process: proteolysis. Gene Ontology annotation, molecular function: peptidase activity. NCBI's taxonomy places the organism in Eukaryota, Fungi, Basidiomycota, Agaricomycetes, Polyporales, Polyporaceae.